AUGAAGCUAGCCAACGGCUUCGCUAGAGAGUCGAGGGACUGCUUGCUUGGAGGUUGGGAGCCCGCGCCUGCUGACGAGCUCUUCCGAUUCCCAACAGGCGACUUCGGGCAGUUCGCAUGCAGUCGGGCCUGUGGUGGCGGCCUCUUCGAGCUUCGCCGUCGCAUCCUGGCGGAGGCUAUCGGUGGUGGUUCCGAGUGUCCACCGUCUGACAGCCCGCUUCGCAGCCGCCUCGCAUCGUGCAACGAGGAGCCCUGCCCCACCGGCGAAGUCUUCAGCGCACGUACCCACCCCGAGUGGGUGAAACCCGGUGAUGUGUUCCAGAUCCUCGUGGAGGGGGCUUACCUCGACCCACUGGAGGACAGGGUGGUCCUGCUCACUGGAGGGGAAGAUGCCGAGUGUGGCCAGGUCCACUCCAACGAGGGCCCCGCAGAUGGAGGUGCGGCAAAUGCCUCCGAGAAUGGCACCGCUGAUACAGUGGCGAUGGAGCAGAUUCGAGUGUUGCGUGGUGGAGGUGCAUCGUGCAGGCAGCCGAGCAGCAACAGCACUCACUUAGAAUGUGGCGACGGCCUCGCCAGCCUGACGAUUCCGAUAGCUGGCACCUACCGCAUCUGCAUCUGCGAUGCGUCCGAAGUGGAUCCCGGCUUCAGCAAUGUCUCAGGUGCCAGGGACACGGCAGUCAUCACGUUCGCUGGUCGCAACCCGGGAGCGCUGCAGCCAGCUGGAGGACUUCUGGCUCACCCCAGGCGGGGCCCGCGGCGGGGAUUCUUCAAAUACAUCUCUUCCGUGGCCCCAAAGCGUGGAGGCAACGGCUCCCUGCUGGAGAUCACCGAGUCCCAGUCGGUGGCAGAGGAGCCGAAAAGUGGCCUGGAUGCCGCGUUGGCAGAUCUUAUGGAUGAUCACAGGAGUGGCAGGGCUGACCUGGUCUUCAUCUUGGGUCUUAUUGCCGCAUCUAUUCUGUACUGUCUCGCGAUCUUCUGCGCCUGCUGGUUCUGGCGCUACAGGUGGCGCAAGCGAGCUGCAUGGAGAAGGCUCGCUCCAAAUCUCUUCGCCAACUCAUUGGUGGCCAAAGCGACCAGAGCAGCAUGGGAGGCCUACACACGAACUAUCACGGAACAGGCUCAAAUUUCGUCGGGCUUGGAGGAAGAACCCGACCAGAAAGAUGGCCAGGGACUGGGGACCACCCCUCGCCAGAUCGAUGAUGUCAUGCAGGGCACGCUGACGCCGCCGGGAACGGGCUACUCAUUGAAGAGUGCAUCCUCGAUUUACAGCGGCUCCACCAGCAGCACACGCUCCACCACACCAGGAAAUCACCCCUCGUUGCUCAAGGUGUCGCUGAACAGGGAUCCGGGCUGCCCAUUCUCACCGAAGCAGGUGGCUCCUUCUUGGAUCUUCCUCUCGCAGGACGAGGACUCGGCAGCCGACCCGGCACCAGUCCGACCCGUCCAAACUCUGGCGCUACGCCCCGGCCCCACAGCGGUGGAGCAGGCAGGGCGAACACUUCUGCUUGUUGGACAUGAGCGAGACCUCCCCUCCGAGUGCCCCUUCAAGGCAGGCAAGUGUGGAACGACCCUGGAGCUGCAGUUGCCGGGAUUGGAGAAGAAACUGGCGAAGCUGAAGCGCCUCAAGGAGGAGUAUUCGGAAAGCUCAUCUUCUUCAGAUGCCAGCCCUGUCCGCGAGGCUCCAAAGGGACUGGUCCCGGUUCCGCCCAGCAUGGCACCACCUACACUGCCAGGCCAGCUUGCAUCUGCUCCGCAGCCUGCAGAGGAACCAGCGGCUGUGCCAGAGGCGGCUCCGAGCGAAUCUCCCAGACCAUCGGAGGUCCCCGCGGCCCCAGUGAAACAAGUUCCGUCGUUGUCGAUGCUGAAGCAGCUUCCCCCUCCACCGCCUCUGAAGUCAACAAAAAAGUUGCAGGAAAGCUCACCUGCAGCGGAUGUCAGCCCUGCGUACGAGGCUUCCGCAAAGGCUCCGGCUCCCACUCCACCAAGCAAGGUGCCGUGCAGCCCACCAGGCCAGCUCCAAUCUGUCGCGGAGCCUCAGGAGGAGCCGGCGGUCCCGGAGGCACCGAAGAUUCAGACGCCGCCAAGUGCUCCAAGCCCGACGGCCGUGAAGCAGGUCCCACGUCUCCCUCUGCGUCCUCGCAGCCCAUCUGGAGAGAAGACACCAGAUGCAGUGGAGGAAACCGUCCCUCCUUCUGCCCCUCCGAGGCAGAGGACGCCGGAGGUGACACCCAUCUCGGAAGAGGCGAAGCAGAAAGACACAGAGGAAACCUCGCCUGCGGAUGCCGGCCCUGCAGAGGCCGAGGCCCCGUUCUGGAGACCCUCCUUCCUGCUCAAGCCGAAGCCCAAGGAGCCGAAGCCGCCCAAGGCUUCCGCAAAGGCUCCGGCUCCCACUCCACCAAGCAAGGUGCCGUGCAGCCCACCAGGCCAGCUCCAAUCUGUCGCGGAGCCUCAGGAGGAGCCGGCGGUCCCGGAGGCACCGAAGAUUCAGACGCCGCCAAGUGCUCCAAGCCCGACGGCCGUGAAGCAGGUCCCACGUCUCCCUCUGCGUCCUCGCAGCCCAUCUGGAGCGAAGACGCCAGAUGCAGUGGAGGAGACCUCUCCUCCGAGUGCUCCUUCAAGGCAGAGGAUGCCAGAGCCGUCCACCGUGGAGGAGGCGAAGCCGAAGGAGACGGAGGCUUCCGUGAAGCGCCUGGAGCGGGUUCGCCCAAGCGUGGCGCCGUGCAACCCGCCAGGUCAGCUUGCAGCUCCUUCGAAGGAGCCUGCAGAGGCGCAAGAGGAAUCAGAGGCGGUGCCAGAGGUUGCUCCAAGCACUUCUGCCAACCAGUUGGAGGUCGAAGGCCGCGUCGCGGCGUCUCCAAAGAGCUCCGCAAUGCACGCGCGAAAUCUUCCAACAGGAAGCUGGCAGGACACCCAGGACAAGCUCCAACAGGAGUGGUACUCAAAAUUGGCUGCGGGCGUGGAUGACAACGAAAAGCCCGGCCGGCGCGGGAAGGCUUCCCUGAGGGGAGCUGCGUCAGGGUCACGCAGGGUAGGUGCCUCCUUACGGGGGGCAGCCUCCGCUUCUGCAAGCGCUGCUGGCAGCCAGAUGGGCAGUCAGGCACCUUCGCGUUCAUCGCAGUCUCCGGCCAUGUCGCCAAGGAGUUCCGGAACGGAAGGGUCGAGUCCACAAGCUGCGGCGGCGCCUGCGGCGGCUCCCGCCGGCUUCCCGGGCGGCCCGGGCCCAGCCUUGGGGCCCGGCCCGCCCUUGGGCAGGCCACCACGUGGUCCAGGGCCUCCGUUAGGAGCAUCGCGCGGGAAGGGCCCCAGUGGGCCCACCCCACAGUCCCAGGUCGCACCCAAUUGGGCCUUUUAG
This is a messenger RNA of Symbiodinium sp. CCMP2592, 3351 nucleotides long. NCBI's taxonomy places the organism in Eukaryota, Dinophyceae, Suessiales, Symbiodiniaceae. The record is from the annotation of a GenBank genome assembly.